Chlamydomonas reinhardtii is the source of this 2366-nucleotide messenger RNA. RefSeq lists its product as uncharacterized. NCBI's taxonomy places the organism in Eukaryota, Viridiplantae, Chlorophyta, Chlorophyceae, Chlamydomonadales, Chlamydomonadaceae. Bases 33 to 1934 code for a protein of 633 amino acids. The transcript has 15 exons. Gene Ontology annotation, molecular function: heme binding; monooxygenase activity; oxidoreductase activity, acting on paired donors, with incorporation or reduction of molecular oxygen. The record is from RefSeq and is a predicted model, not a curated record.
AUAUACUUACAAUCAACUCCAAGCAAUUAGAAAUGGCGCUUCUGGAGCAGGCGCUUCGCGCCGGGUUGCAGUUUGCACUGACGCCGCUGGGAGCACUGUGCAUAAUCGCUGGCGUUGCUCUGACGUGGCUUGGCUGGGCUCCGGUGACGCGCUGGAGGCUGCGCAACAUUCCGGGCCCCUUUGCGCUCCCCUUCCUGGGCCACCUGCCCGCCAUCUCCGCUCGUGACCUGGUCCACUUCUGUCACGACGUGGCCCGACAGUAUGGGCCCGUGGCGCAGGUAUGGGUGGCUGCGCGGCCUUGGAUCGUGGUGUCGGACCCUGUGGCCGCACGCAAGAUCGCCUACAGGUCUCUGGCCCGGCCGUCCACCGUGGCCUCAUUCACGCAUGCACUGGUGGGGGAGCCGCGGCAAGUGGACGACGAGUCCAUCUUCUGGAACAGGGGCCCGGCCUGGAAGGCCUCCCGCCGCGCCUUCGAGACGUCUGUCCUGCGGCCCGACCGACUGGCGGCGCACAUGCCGGCCGUACGACGCUGUACGGAGCGCUUCCUGGCCCGGCUGGCGCCGUACGCGGACGGCAGUACGGCAGUGGACAUGAAGGACGAGUACGGCGUCAUCGCACUGGCCAUCACUGGGGAGGUCGCGUACGGCGUGAGCUUCUGGCCCAGUGACGAGGACGCGGCGCUGCUGGCUGCCCCUACUGGGGGCAGCGGCGCCGCGACGUCCUCCUCCUCCUCCUCCUCCUCCUCCUCAAAGUCGCCAAGCUCGGCCCUUGUGCGCGCCUGCCACGAGUGCAUGGCCUGCUUCGAGCUGCCGCUGGCGACCAUGUACCUGCCGCUCCAGAUGCUGCUGCCUGCGCUGCGGCCGCUGUGGCUGGCACUGGCGGCCGCACUGCCGGACGCGGCCCAGCGGCGCCACAUGGAGGCGCGGCAGGCGGUGGCGGACGUCAGCCGCCGCCUGAUGCGGGAGUGGCAGCAGCAGGCAGCCGCCCGCGCAAAUGACAGCGGCGGUGAUGGGCUGCUGCUGAAGGACCAAACACCCGUUGUCAACGGUGGUAGCAGCAGCAGCGGCAGCGGCGGCAUCAGCUCCAGCAGCUUCCUGGCUGCGAUGCUGAAGGACCAAACCGGAUCCAACACCGCCUGCGCCAGCAGCAGCGGGACUGAUGGUGGCGUCGGGGGCGGGGGCGGCGGCAGCGCCCGCGGCAGCGAGAGCGGCACGGGGCCGCGUGUGAGCGGCAGCGGCAGCGGCAAUGGCGGUGGUGGUGGGACGGAGCCGCCGCCACGCAUGUCAGAGACCCAGGUGAUCAGCCAGGGCCUGUCGUUCAUCCUGGCUGGCUACGACACCACGGGCACCACCCUGGCGCUCACCACCUUCCUGCUCGCACACAACCCCACCACACAAGAGAAGCUGCGUGCCGAGCUGGUGGAGAACCGGGAGCUGCUGGACUCGGCAGACGGACUCGCCCAGCUGCCGUACCUGGACGCUGUGCUCAAGGAGUCCCAGCGACUGCACCCGGCGGUGGGGCACUUCUGGCGUGACGCCACGUCCGACAUCGCGCUUCCCGAGAUGGGAGGGCUGGUCAUUCCCAAGGGCUCUUUCGUGAGCAUCUCCAUUUACAACAUGCACCGGGACCCCGCCCACUGGAAGGAGCCGGAGAGGUUCAUUCCGGAGCGGUUCCUGCAGGCGACCGGCGGCGCUUUGGGCCCCACGGACCCGGGGGCAUACGUGCCCUUCGGCAGCGGGCCGCGCAUGUGCGUGGGCUAUAAGAUGGCGAUCAUGGUGGUCAAGAGUGUGCUGGCGGGUCUGCUGCUGCGCUACCGGGUGGCGCUGCACCCCAGGCAGCCGCUGCCGCUGCGCCUCAAGACCGGGCUCACGCUGGAGCCGGCGGACGGCGUGUGGGUGACGCUGCAGCCGCUGCUGCUGCCGGGCGCCAAGUAGUGAUAAGGAGGGGCAGCAGCAGGGCUGACAGGGCUAGUUGGGACAGCAGGCAGGGUUACGCAGCUUACGCUGGGCGCGUGAUGAUGGUGAUGAGGAGGAUGGAGAUCGAGGAGGAGGAGGAGGAUUUUCCCAAUCAAAGUGGAGCGCGUGGUAAGAGGUGGCUUCGAGGAUGGCUGGUACGUUUGUGGGUGGAUCAUGUGCAUGGCUAGCUUUCAAUAAAAAGGCGAAUGGGGUCAAGGGCCGUCUAGCCCUCAAGAAAGGUGAGUGUAUGUGGUUAGGGGAGCUGGAAUCUAGCUACGCUUUAGGUAGGAACAGGUAGGAAUUCUAUGGAGCCGAUGCUGCUGAGAGCCUACGUGCCUUGUGUGCGGUGCUGGCGUAGAAGGUGUGUAAAUACGGUGAUGGACAGGGGCUUCUGGAAGUGAAAAUCUGAAG